CAUAUGAAAACGGCCGUAAUACGUACGUAAUCAUAAUGGCAACUAUCAGAGCUCUUGUCAAUUGUACCAGAACACUAAGAGCACAAACAGGCUCUGGUACUGGUGUAACACAAUCAUGGCUUAAAUUAGGGAAUUACGCUGCUACCGGAGAUGUAGAACAGGAAGCUUGCUGGAUAGAUUUAAAAAACAAAGAACUUGCAGUGUCAAACACAGUACAGGGAGCCGAGAAGACAAAUGAAGGAGUGGACUGGGACAAGUGGGAAAAGCUUAUCGCCCACAAGGAUAUACUCCAACACAUGAAACGAACAUAUGACGCAAAUAUGGCAAUGAUUGAGCGUACAGCAAACAUGGAAGGUGAUAUGUCACACCUAGAUACAGACUGGGAGCUAUAUGAAAAUGCUCGACAAAACUGUAACCAAGCUACACGGACAGUAAAGAAGAUCAUUGCAGAUGGAUCCAAGGCAUUGUGGGUCUCACAGAACAACCCACCAGCAUGGAAAGUGGAUACCAACGAGUGGCUGGAAAGCGACCAAUAUUGGCAAGCAUUCGUCGAGAAACAUGCCAUGUACUCACAAUCAGGAGAUGCACCCGACCCAGAAGCACCAGCUAUUGUAGAAGCUAACAAGGCCACGUGGAAUACUAAUAUGGCCAAGUUCAACGAACGUACAGAUACACCAAUGCUGUACGAUUACAUGCAUCACCUGCCAGCAUGGGAGUUUUACGAUAUUAACAGAAAACAGUUCUACGAACACAUGACAUACUUCCUGCUACGAACAGGUGAUGAUUUCAGGCAUUUCCCAGAUAUGCCAUCAUGGAAGUGGCUGACCCACAUAGAGGACCUUAGGUUCAAACAGUUUGCAGUGGCACAUCGUCGUAGAGAAAAACGCCAAAUUGAACGUGUAGCAAGAUUCGAACCGGAUGAUUUCGGCACCGGAGAGGAACAGACAGGUGAAGAAACUGAAAUGGCAAUACUAAACCACGAGAAACAUGCUACAGAAUUGACAUUGGCAAAACUAAUGGGCAACUUCGCAUUCUUGUGCGAUCCACUAGUACCAGUACAAACGAGGUUCCAGUUACAUUAUAUACUGUCAAAGGACGGAUAUGCCGAACAUGGACAAACAAAAGUGUUGACACUGGGAGAUGAUAUCAAUGCGCUUUUCGUACUACCCAAAAAUGCAGCGAUAGGCGCACCGCUGCCAACACCAUUGGAAUGCUUCCAUAAUAUGAUGGAACAUUACCGAAUAUCAGGAAUGAGAAUAAAUCCCACAUACGCAACAAGAACGGAACACCAAACCGAGCUCAUACACCAACGUGGACCUAAUUGGCUAAAGCUGCCACAUGAAACUGUAAUGGAAGCCUAUCUACGACGCAUGCGCAAAGACGAUCCAUUACGCAAUGCAUUCACAGAAUAUGCAGCAGAAUUAAGGGAACGAAUUGCAGGAGCAAAGGAAGUACCAAAGGAACAAUGGGAAAGUAUGAUAACAGAAAUUGAAAAGGCAUCAAAAGAAGAUGAUAUGGCCAUAAAACAAAUGGAAAAUGCUAAACACGGAAAAAUGGCACAAAAAUUGAUUGAAAGUGAUCUACAGAAACUAAUGGAUGAAGGACACAUACUAGUUCUAGACCCAACUAACAACAACAUAGUGAACAACGCUACAGAAGUAGAAGCAGCACUAAAAAUGUGAACACAUAACU
Messenger RNA from Babesia bovis T2Bo, 1692 nucleotides. RefSeq lists its product as uncharacterized. Lineage: Eukaryota; Apicomplexa; Aconoidasida; Piroplasmida; Babesiidae. The transcript is spliced from 2 exons. The record is from RefSeq and is a predicted model, not a curated record. Bases 36 to 1682 code for a protein of 548 amino acids.